AUGGCAUUAAAAAAUGUAGAUGACUAUUGGCUACCCAUUAAUUCUCCUGGUCCAUCCGAUUGGCUUGCAAAUGAACACGAAUCAGGCUAAACUUGUAAAAUAAAGACAUUGCCAAGUGUGGAUAUUAAUACAAUUGAAAAUAUUGAAACUAGAAAGUUUCCUGGUGAUUAAUAUGCUCCAGAUACACCAGGAUUGUUACAAUAUAAUGCUUCAUAGAUUAUUAGCUGGUUAGCUAAAAUAUACAAACCCAAAAACCCUAAAGCAAUUUGUAUAAUUGCAAUAACAACUCAGGAUAUUUAUCCUGAUGAAAAGUUUUCAUUUUUGUUUGGAUUGGCAAACAUAACGACCCAAGUAGGUGUAUUUAGUUUUCUAAGAUAUGAUCCUUUAUUCAAUGGAGAUAUAUUGAAUUAGGGGGAUGAUGGUUCUAACUUAAUGUUACACAGAGCAUGUAAAGUUAUGACUCAUGAGAUUGGGCAUAUGUUUGGUAUUAAACAUUGUAUAUAUCACGAAUGCUGCAUGAAUGGUAUAAACCAUAUCUAAGAAUGCCAAAAUAAGCCUCUUUAUUAUUGCGCUAUAUGCCUCAGAAAGCUUUAACAUGCUAUUGGAUUUGAUGUUUUAGAGAGAUACUAAUCUCUUACACAAAUAUGA
Stylonychia lemnae is the source of this 648-nucleotide messenger RNA. NCBI's taxonomy places the organism in Eukaryota, Ciliophora, Spirotrichea, Sporadotrichida, Oxytrichidae. The record is from the annotation of a GenBank genome assembly.